This is a messenger RNA of Diceros bicornis minor, 1080 nucleotides long. It is a transcript of the gene ETV3L, whose product is annotated as ETS variant transcription factor 3 like. Gene Ontology annotation, biological process: regulation of transcription by RNA polymerase II; cell differentiation. The record is from RefSeq and is a predicted model, not a curated record. Gene Ontology annotation, cellular component: nucleus. The transcript is spliced from 5 exons. Gene Ontology annotation, molecular function: DNA-binding transcription factor activity, RNA polymerase II-specific; sequence-specific DNA binding. NCBI's taxonomy places the organism in Eukaryota, Metazoa, Chordata, Mammalia, Perissodactyla, Rhinocerotidae. The coding region runs from base 1 to 1080 and encodes 359 amino acids.
AUGCACUGCAGCUACUUGGCUGAGGGCAUCCCUGCCAUCGCCGGCAACUCCUGGAUCUCAGGCUUGGCCUUCCCCGACUGGGCCUACAAAGCUGAGUCGUCCCCGGGCUCCCGGCAGAUCCAGCUGUGGCACUUCAUCCUGGAGCUGCUGCAGAAGGAAGAGUUCCGCCAUGUCAUCGCCUGGCAGCAGGGAGAGUACGGGGAAUUUGUCAUCAAGGAUCCAGAUGAGGUGGCCCGCCUCUGGGGCCGCAGGAAGUGCAAACCACAGAUGAAUUAUGACAAGCUGAGCCGGGCCCUCAGGUAUUACUACAAUAAGAGGAUCCUGCACAAGACCAAAGGGAAAAGGUUCACUUACAGGUUCAACUUCAGCAAGCUCAUCGUGGUCAACUACCCUCUGUGGGAGGUGCGGGCUCCGCCACCCCCCCACUUGCUGCUGGGGGCCCCUGCCCUGUUUCGGCCAGCGCUGGUGCCCAUGGGCGUGCACAGCGAGCUCCUGCACAGCAUGCUGUUCACCCAUCGGGCCACAGUGGAGCAGCUGGCUGGACAGUGGACCCCCCGAGGGCCACCAGAGGCCUCUGGGGACAAGAAGGGGAGCAGCAGCAGUGACCACUGCUUUGGCCCUGCCCCAGCCCCCUGCCGGCUCGGCCCUUGCUGCCAUCUGGGGAGCCCCCGAGAAGAGCUGCCCAGUUACUCCUCCUUCACCCCUCCCACCCCACCCCUUCUCCCCUCCGACUGGCCCCGCCUCCCAGGACCCUUCUUGCCCGCACUCCCCGCAGAGCCGCGGUUCCCAGGGGCCUCCAAGCCAGACUCCCUGCUCCCAGGACCUGCGUGCCCCCCCGCGGCCCGGCAUUUUCCGGGGCUUCCCGUAUUGGCCGGGCCGGCACAGGGGGCUGGUGAGGGGCUCUGGCUCUUGUCCCUGAGGCCCCAGGUAAAGUCCGAUCCCAUGAUGGAGGCAAAGGGGCGCCUGGAUCCCAGGGAGGGCUCCUCCUCAGAGACGCACGGACCCAAGACUGGGGAGGAAAGCCCUGUGUCCCCGAAUCUGGAGAACUUCAAAGCAGUGUGGCCCUUGGAUCCUCCUUAA